AGCGUUUGUCGUGUUUGAGCAUGCGAAAAGGGUUUGUCUGCACGGAUGGUGCAUGAGCAUAGAGUAAUGUUAUGGUAUAUGCGUAAUAGAGACUAUUCAAGACAAGAGAAGCGCUACUGAUGUUGCACUUGCACCCCUGUCGGUGCUCAAAACUGGACCCUGGUCUGCACUUGCGUCACACCUGCCCCGCCGACGCCGGUCCCGCCCGCAGCUGUCAGUUGCUUCACGUUCGAACUCUGACUCGACCACACAACACGCCCGCCACAAACAGCACAUCCGCACUCUCACCGCAAGUUCACCAGCUCGCCAGUCUCUGCUUGGUCGCACCCGAGCGCACAGCACCCAUGGCCAAAGGAAAGGGCGCCGGUGGAGGCGAGAACCUGGGUAGCAAGAAGGCCCAGGGCCAGGCGCGAAAGCGACGCGGCCGCCGAAAAGGCCGCCGAAGCCGCGCGCAAGAAGGCCGAGAAAGCCGCCCUGCUCGCCGAAGAAGAAGCCUCGCUGCCCUCCAAGCCCAAGGGCGCCGGUGCAAAGAAAGCUGAGAAGAAGACUUCCGCCCGCGGCAUCGACUCGGCGCUGGGCUCCUUCGACAAGCCCUCGGCGCUCAACGCCACCGGCAUCGACAACGCGCUCGACGCGCUCGACAUCACAGCCUCGAACCAGGACAAGCUGGACCGCCACCCGGAGCGCCGCUUCAAGGCGGCGUAUGCCGCGUACGAGGAGCGCCGGCUCGAGGAGAUGAAGGACGAGAAGGGCCU
Messenger RNA from Didymella exigua CBS 183.55, 755 nucleotides. RefSeq lists its product as uncharacterized. The transcript has 2 exons. Lineage: Eukaryota; Fungi; Ascomycota; Dothideomycetes; Pleosporales; Didymellaceae. The record is from RefSeq and is a predicted model, not a curated record. The coding region runs from base 120 to 539 and encodes 139 amino acids.